AUGGAAGCUCCAAUGUCCGACCUCAGCCCUCGCUCUCCUACAUUCACACUCAUCCACGGCAACGAAGCCGACGACUUGUACUCUGGCUUUCCUAAACGUACCUCGCCAACGCCUAUGGAGUCGAGAAGAUGCGUUAAUUUGGAAGAAACUGUCCCGCCUACGAACGACCACAGAACAUUGGUGCUCUGUUUCGAUGGGACCGGUGAUCAAUUUGACGACGACAACUCCAAUGUGGUCAAUUUCUUUUCUUUGCUCAAGAAAGACGACCCAAGCAAACAGCUUGUGUACUAUCAGUCUGGUAUCGGGACCUACAACAUUCCCCAAGUUGCUCGUCCCUGGAUGGCCAAACUCCAUCGCGCGGUCGAUGCAAUGUUGGGAAGCCACCUCAACUCACACGUUAUGGCGGGCUACGAGUUCUUGAUGCAGAAUUAUGAGCACGGAGACAAGAUCUGUAUGUUUGGGUUUUCUCGCGGCGCCUACACUGCGCGGGCGCUUGCCGGAAUGUUGCACAAAAUCGGUCUGCUACCCAAAUGCAACCACCAGCAAGUUCCCUUCGCCUACAACAUGUAUUCGCGCGACGAUGAAGAAGGAUGGAAGCAGAGUACAGCGUUCAAAAAGUCGUUCUGCAUCGACGUUGAUAUCGAGUUUCUUGGAGUUUGGGACACUGUUUCUUCUGUUGGAUUCGUCCCCCGUCGUCUACCUUUCACCCGUUCGAAUACCCACGUCCGCUACUUCAGACACGCAAUCGCCCUUGAUGAACACCGCGCACGAUUCCUUCCGAACUUUUGGGCCCUUCUUGACAAGACAAUGGGUGUUGGCCAUGGCGAGAUGCCCAAGUCACGGAGACAGGCCACGAAGAAGCCAGAGGAAGAAGAGCACGGUGUUGCGGUAGAAGAAGAGGAGAUUUUCGACGAAAAGACGGCCGAGAAAAAGACGUUAAGACAGCUGGAGAGAGAGUACAGCGACGCGCAACAUCAUCACACCCAUGUCGAAGAGGUCUGGUUUGUCGGAGCACAUUGCGAUGUCGGUGGCGGGGCGCUUCCUAACGGGACUCGCAACUACCUUGCACGAAUACCGCUGCGUUGGAUGAUUCGGCAAUGCUUUGAGCUCCACACUGGGAUUAUAUUCCACGCCGAUAUGCUCCGCCUUGCCGGUCUCGAGCCUCGCACGCUCUACCCCCAUGUUCUCCCCCGACCAUCGCCGCUUCUGCUCAACCCGUCAACCUCUGAAGGGUCAGCAACUAUUUCUUCGCAAAAGUCUAAGAGGAGCUGGAGUCAGAGAAUAUUGAGAAGAAGGUCCCAAGACGACAGAGACAAGCCUCUGAAUCGCACGGUCGAUGAACGGACAAGAGACUUUAUCAGUGAAGAAGACGAAGACUUUAUGGACGCGAUGUGCGACAUCAACGACGAGCUGAAGCGGGUGCGAGCGUGGUGGAUACUUGAGCUGUUUCCGCAGCAGCUCCGCUUCCAGGACCAUACUCGGGGCGGCUUGUGGCUGAAAAAACUAAUCGUCCACCGAGCACGGGGAAGGCAUAUUCCACGGCAAUCGACUGACGGGGUUAAGCUGCACCGGACGGUGAAGAUGCGGAUGGAUGCAUUGGGCUAUGAACCAAGAGCAAAGUUGAAGAAAGAGACGACUCUUCAUUGGGUCGAUUGA
Molecule: messenger RNA, 1656 nt
Organism: Mycena indigotica
Lineage: Eukaryota; Fungi; Basidiomycota; Agaricomycetes; Agaricales; Mycenaceae
Product: Zn(2)-C6 fungal-type domain-containing protein
Exons: 11
Coding region: 1-1656 (551 amino acids)
Source: RefSeq, a predicted model, not a curated record